Messenger RNA from Dipodomys ordii (Ord's kangaroo rat), 1534 nucleotides. RefSeq names its product chitinase, acidic (gene Chia). The transcript has 11 exons. Gene Ontology annotation, cellular component: extracellular region. The coding region runs from base 189 to 1424 and encodes 411 amino acids. The record is from RefSeq and is a predicted model, not a curated record. Lineage: Eukaryota; Metazoa; Chordata; Mammalia; Rodentia; Heteromyidae. Gene Ontology annotation, biological process: carbohydrate metabolic process; chitin catabolic process. Gene Ontology annotation, molecular function: chitinase activity; chitin binding.
UCUCGAAUGAAACUGCUGCCGUCUGUGAACCAGCUCUGGCCUUACAGUUGAAUGCUCAGUUGGGAUCUGCCUACCAGCUGAUAUGUUACUUCACCAACUGGGCCCAGUACCGGCCAGGCCUGGGGAGUUUCAAGCCUGAUGACAUCGACCCCUGCCUGUGCACUCACCUCAUCUAUGCCUUUGCUGGGAUGCGGAACAAUGAGAUCACUACCAUUGAGUGGAAUGACGUGACUCUCUACCAAGCUUUCAAUGGACUGAAAAAGAAGAACAGCCAGCUGAAAACUCUCCUGGCCAUUGGAGGCUGGAACUUUGGAACUGCCCCUUUCACCACUAUGGUUUCCACUGAGGAGAACCGCAAGACUUUCAUUGCCUCCGUCAUCAAGUUCCUGCGCCAGUAUGACUUUGAUGGGUUAGAUCUUGACUGGGAGUACCCUGGUUCUCGUGGGAGCCCGCCUCAAGACAAGCAUCUCUUCACUGUCUUGGUACAGGAAAUUCGUGAAGCUUUUGAAGAGGAGGCCAAGCAGACUGGCAAACCCAGGUUGAUGAUCACUGCUGCAGUAGCUGCUGGCAUCUCCACAAUCGAGUCUGGCUAUGAGAUCCCUCAGGUGUCCCAGUACCUGGACUUCAUCCAUGUCAUGACGUAUGACUUCCACGGCUCUUGGGAGAGCUACACUGGAGAGAAUAGCCCCCUCUACAAAUACCCAACUGAUACAGGCAGUAACGCCUAUCUGAAUGUGGAUUCUGCCAUGAAGUACUGGAAGGAUAAUGGGGCCCCAGUUGAGAAGCUCAUUGUUGGAUUCCCAGCCUAUGGACACACCUUCACCCUGAGCAACCCUUCUAACACUGGAAUUGGUGCCCCUGCCUCUGGUGCUGGCCCUGCUGGGCCCUAUACCAGGGAGUCUGGGUUCUGGGCCUACUAUGAGAUUUGUACCUUCCUGAAAGACGGAGCCACAGAGGCAUGGGAUGGGCCUCAGGAGGUGCCCUAUGCCUACCAGGGGAAUGUGUGGGUUGGCUAUGACAAUGUCAAGAGCUUCGACAUCAAGACCCAGUGGCUUAAGCAGAACAACUUUGGAGGCUCCAUGGUGUGGGCAAUUGAUCUGGAUGACUUCACUGGCACUUUCUGUAACCAGGGCAAGUUCCCCCUGAUCUCCACUCUGAAGAAAGCCCUCGGCCUGCAGAAUGAAAGUUGCACGGCUCCUGUUCAGCCCAGUAAGCCUGUCACUGAUGCUCCCGGCAGUGGCAGCGGCAGUGGCAGUGGGGGCUCUGGGGGCAGUGGAUUCUGUGCAGACAAAGCUGACGGCCUCUACCCAGUGGCAGAUAACAAAAAUGCCUUCUGGCACUGCGUAAAUGGAGUUUCAUACCAGCAGAACUGCCAGGCUGGGCUUGUCUUUGACACCAGCUGCAGUUGCUGUAACUGGCCAUGAACAUGACCAGUGUCUGUAUUGCCCAGCCUCCUGAACAGCCUCCUUUGCUUCUUGCAAAAGAAAUCUUGCUCCUUAAAGUUCUGCAAUAAAACCAGCAGUCUAAGCAUGAA